Messenger RNA from Schistosoma rodhaini, 205 nucleotides. The record is from the annotation of a GenBank genome assembly. NCBI's taxonomy places the organism in Eukaryota, Metazoa, Platyhelminthes, Trematoda, Strigeidida, Schistosomatidae.
CUAUACUACUACUACUACUACUACUACUACUACUACUACUACUACUACUACUACUACUACUACUACUACUACUACUACUACUACUACUACUACUACUACUACUACUAUUACCAAUAAUAAUAAUAAUAAUAACCAAUCACAUCCAUCUCGUUUCCUUGACAAUAUCCAUCCCAUCGAUAUAUUAGGCAAUGAAAAUAAGUCAUGA